AUGACCAUCAGUAUCGCACUUUACAGAACUGCUGGUCGCUUCCCACGAGCCGUAAACAAUUUAGUGAUACCUCCUCCUGUUCCCGAGAAAGUAUUGGUGAUUCCUCCUCCUCUACCGAAACUUGCUGAACGCCAGCAACUGGAGAUACUGAAAAGCGAUAAGAAACGAAAGACUUGGCAACGAGUGAAGAGAGGCUCCGUUAUUAGAAGAGUUCACCAUACAAAACAAUCGAUAUCGGUUUUAGGUCUAUGGGAAGCCAAUCCGGAUAAUCCACACAACAGAGACCACGCAAACAAAUGGUGGUAUAAACCUUAUUCAGUGACUGUAGACUGGAUGGGUGGUGAGGUUGCUUCCGGUGGUCAUUGGGCAGUGCCAGCAGCAGGCGUCGGAGGUACCGAUCUCUACGAGGGGGUGUUCUUCCCUUCCGUUGGAACAUUCCUAGGAAUUCCUGACGACUACGAUUACGAUUAG
Cooperia oncophora is the source of this 471-nucleotide messenger RNA. The record is from the annotation of a GenBank genome assembly. NCBI's taxonomy places the organism in Eukaryota, Metazoa, Nematoda, Chromadorea, Rhabditida, Trichostrongylidae.